Prunus armeniaca (apricot) is the source of this 984-nucleotide messenger RNA. Lineage: Eukaryota; Viridiplantae; Streptophyta; Magnoliopsida; Rosales; Rosaceae. The record is from the annotation of a GenBank genome assembly.
AUGGCCUGCGCUUCACUGUGCUCCCCCAAAUUCCUGGUGAUCUUCUUCCUACUCUCGGCCAUACCAAUAGGCUACCUAAUAUCCUUGGAGUUGGCCAAACCCACCACCCACGUGUACCACUACCACAGCACCGGCUGGCUCCGAGAGUGCGCCAAGUGGGACGAUCUGAACCGUCGCUUCCUCGUCUCGUUCUUGGGCGGCGGCAUCGGCGAGAUUCACGUGCCCGAGGACGAAGAUCACAAAGUUUUGCAGGAAGUGGCGGUGGUCAAACACGUUGACUUGGCUGGGAAUGCUUCGCUGGGACUCGUCAUCGACCGCCCCAGGAAUCGCCUCCUAGUCGCCACUGCCGACGUCAAGGGAAACCGCUACGGUGCGCUGGCCGCCUACGACUUGUCCACGUGGGAGAGGGUCUUUCUCACCCAGCUCAGUGGCCCAAGUGAUGAAAAAUCAUUCGCAGAUGAUGUUGCAGUUGAUGCAGAAGGUAAUGCGUAUGUAACAGAUUGCAAAGCCAGUAAAAUUUGGAAGGUUGGAGUAGACGGCAAGUUCCUAUCGAUAAUCAGAAGUCCUCUCUUCACUGAAAAGGAGUGGUACAGAAACUUGGUUGGGCUGAACGGAAUUGUUUACCACCCGGAUGGGUUCUUGAUAGUUAUUCACACUUUCAGCGGCAAUUUGUUCAAGAUUGAUCUAGCAAAGGGAGAGGAAGUGAAGCUAAUUAAGGUAGUCGGAGGACCGCUAACAUUCGGGGAUGGUCUAGAGCUACUAUCUCCCACCAAGAUUGUAGUCGCUGGGAACCCUUCUGCUAGGUUAGUGGAGAGCUCUGAUGGCUGGGAGACAGCUUCGGUAGUGGGAACAUUCUCAGGGCCGAAGCAUCGGUUGGCCACAGCAGCAACUGUGAAGGAUGGGAAGGUGUAUCUCAACCACAUGGUUGGCCUGGGAUACCCUAAGAAGACGCAUACCCUCGUUGAGGCAGUCUUUUCUGCUUGA